AUGAUCGGGCUUGCCAAACUAAUUGCUGAUGUGGCUCCCAGUGCCAUCCGGGAGAAUGACAUCAAGAGCUACUUCGGUCGCAAGGUGGCCAUUGAUGCCUCCAUGAGCAUUUACCAGUUCCUCAUUGCUGUUCGUCAGGGUGGGGAUGUGCUGCAGAACGAGGAAGGGGAGACCACCAGCCACCUGAUGGGGAUGUUCUACCGUACCAUCCGCAUGAUGGAGAACGGCAUCAAGCCUGUCUAUGUCUUCGAUGGCAAACCACCACAGCUGAAGUCAGGUGAGCUGGCCAAACGAAGUGAGAGGCGCGCUGAGGCCGAGAAGCAGCUGCAGCAGGCCCAGGAGGCUGGGGUAGAGGAAGAGGUGGAAAAGUUCACCAAGCGGCUGGUGAAGGUCACCAAGCAACACAAUGAUGAGUGCAAACACCUGCUGAGUCUCAUGGGCAUCCCGUACCUCGAUGCACCCAGUGAGGCGGAGGCCAGCUGCGCUGCCCUGGUGAAGGCUGGCAAAGUCUAUGCUGCAGCCACGGAGGACAUGGACUGCCUCACCUUUGGCAGCCCCGUACUAAUGCGACAUCUGACUGCCAGUGAGGCCAAGAAGCUGCCCAUCCAGGAGUUCCACCUGAGCCGAGUCCUGCAGGAGCUGGGUCUGAACCAGGAGCAGUUUGUAGACCUGUGCAUCCUGCUGGGUAGUGACUACUGCGAGAGUAUCCGGGGCAUUGGGCCCAAGCGGGCCGUGGACCUCAUCCAGAAGCAUAAGAGCAUUGAGGAGAUUGUGCGGCGGCUGGAUCCCAACAAGUACCCUGUUCCAGAAAACUGGCUCCACAAGGAAGCUCAGCAGCUCUUCCUGGAGCCUGAGGUGCUGGACCCCGAGUCUGUGGAGCUGAAGUGGAGUGAGCCAAAUGAAGAGGAGUUGGUCAAAUUCAUGUGUGGGGAAAAGCAGUUUUCUGAGGAGCGAAUUCGCAGUGGGGUCAAGCGACUGAGUAAGAGCCGCCAGGGCAGCACCCAGGGCCGCCUAGAUGAUUUCUUCAAGGUGACCGGCUCACUCUCCUCAGCUAAGCGCAAGGAGCCAGAACCCAAGGGGCCUGCCAAGAAGAAAGCCAAGACUGGGGGAGCUGGGAAGUUCAAGAGGGGAAAAUAAAUGUGUCCUCCCCUCCAUUGUCCCCGGACCCGAUGUCUGCUUCAUACCCUCAGUGUUCACUCCUCUUCUGGAAGAGAGGCUGCUUCUUCCCCAGAACUGCCUUCAGAGCCUCCCCUUGAUGUUGCGGCAGGAAGGACAGCUUUGCUUGUCCUCAUUUUUAGCUCAGGAAUGAUGUCAGGCUCAAACCACUUCUCAGGCAGGCUAUCGGACACUGCACCCAUUGUGCUGUGAAACUGAAAGCAGCACAUUUGAAAGAAGCAGAUAAAGAUGGUCUGGGUGGGAGUGUGGGAGAGGAUUCCCUGGCUGGCUGCUGUGGGUGGGGUGACUGUAGACCUUGACUGUUCUUCAGCCCCCAGCCCAGGCUUAGCUGAUGGAAGGAGGAGCUGUGAGGAGAAGGGGCAAGCAGCUAGGCGUCGGCUGACAGCGGCCUCGAUUUCUGACUGCCUGUGUCUUGUGGGUCUCCAGUGCUUUUUCAGGGGAGGGAAGAGGCAAUGUUGUAGAUUUGGGUUUGUAGUUUUGUUUUUGUCCCGUUCCUCUCCAGUGCUGGGAACUGAACCCAGGGCAAGGCAAGCAAGCAAGCAUACCACUGACUGUAGCCCUGAGGGACACUGUUCUGAUGGCCUUUCUGAGGCAAUCAAUUGAAUUGAGGUUUUGGGAGAAGCAGCUAUUGUUCAUGUGCUAUUUCUAUUUUAAUAGAUGUGAAGAGAAAAAAAAUCAAUAAAAUUAUAAAAGUGACUGAC
Molecule: messenger RNA, 1877 nt
Organism: Peromyscus leucopus (white-footed mouse)
Lineage: Eukaryota; Metazoa; Chordata; Mammalia; Rodentia; Cricetidae
Gene: Fen1
Product: flap structure-specific endonuclease 1
Exons: 2
Coding region: 1-1137 (378 amino acids)
Cellular component (GO): nucleus
Molecular function (GO): 5'-flap endonuclease activity; RNA-DNA hybrid ribonuclease activity; DNA binding
Source: RefSeq, a predicted model, not a curated record